CUCUUUGUCUCUCUCAAACAGAUGAAGCCUACGUCUCCCCUUGCCCACAAGGAAACUUCUGCGGCGGGACCGUGGGCUUCCAACAACGUUGGAGAAGGUGAACUCGAGGCUGCCGCCAUUGGUGGUACCGGCGGCAAACGGCCUCGCUGCCCAACGUUCGGAGAGCUCUUCCAGCACGAUGAGGAAGCUCGCUCUCCUACACCGACGUUGCCAGCAGAAGCCGUUCCCUUCGUUUUAUCCUUCAAAGACUUGACUUACAGUGUUCAGGUGCGUCCAGGGAUGCUCGCCGGAGGAUGCAAGAGAACGCUGCCACCCACGACUCCUGAUUCGGUCGAGAAGGCGUCGACCAAGUUCGCCGACACCAAGACGUUGUUGAACGGGGUCACCGGCGAGGCGCGAGACGGGGAGAUCCUUGCGGUGCUGGGCGCCAGCGGGUCGGGAAAGUCGACCCUCAUCGACGCGCUCGCCAACCGAUUCGCUAAGGGAAGCCUCCGGGGCACCGUGAAACUCAACGGUGAGGCCGUCGGCCAGCGUCUGAUGCGCUCAAUCUCCGCCUACGUGAGGCAGGACGACCUCCUUUUCCCGAUGCUCACCGUUGAGGAAACGCUCUCCUUCGCCGCAGAGUUCAGGCUGCCUCGGACACUGCCCAAGGAGAAGAAACAGAGUCGUGUGCAGGCCCUCAUUGAGCAGCUCGACCUGCGCCGGGCUGCCAAGACCAUCAUCGGCGACGAGGGGCACAGGGGCGUUUCCGGUGGGGAGAGGCGGCGUGUCUCGAUCGGAAUCGACAUCAUUCAUGACCCAAUCCUUCUGUUUCUGGACGAACCUACCUCCGGUCUCGACUCCACCAGUGCCUUCAUGGUUGUCAAGGUCCUAAAGAGGAUUGCCCGCACCGGAAGCAUCGUCGUCAUGUCCGUGCACCAGCCGAGCUGUCGAAUCGUCGGCCUCCUCGACCGAAUGGUCUUCCUAUCACGUGGCAAUGCCGUCUACAGCGGCCCUCCGGUUCAACUUCCGGCAUUUUUGGCGGCGUUUGGCCAUCCGGUGCCGGAGAGCGAGAACCAAAUUGAGUUUGCUCUCGACCUCGUUCGCGAGCAGGAGGGGAGCCAAGGUGGGAUCAAAGUUCUAGUUGACUUCCACAACUCCUGGACAGCGACCCGGUCUGCUGCGUCUCCUCAGCCAAUCAAGAAUGGCAGCUUGACGCUCAAGGACGCGAUCAGCUCCAGCAUCUCUCGAGGGAAGCUCGUCUCAGGGAAUGCCACCCAGGGCAACCAGUACUACUCCUCGGAUUCCAUGCCCGAAUUUGCGAACCCAUUGUGGAAGGAGACCGCCAUCCUCACCAAGCGCUCGGUGCUGAACGCUCGGCGGCUACCGGAGCUCUUCUUCAUGCGCCUCGCCGUAGUGACGGUCACCGGAUUUAUCCUCGCCACCGUCUUUUGGCACCUCGACUCCUCGCCCAAGGGAGUCCAGGAGCGGCUCGGGUUCUUUGCCUUCGCCAUGUGCACAACCUUCUACACUUGCGCCGACGGGCUGCCGGUGUUCCUUCAAGAGCGCUACAUCUUCAUGAGGGAGACUGCCUAUAACGCCUACCGCCGCUCCUCCUACGUCCUCUCGAACGCCAUCGCCGCCGCCCCUCCGCUUGUCCUCCUCUCCCUCGCCUUUUCCCUCAUUACCUUCUUCGCCGUCGGCCUUGCAGGUGGUGGGGAGAGCUUCCUCUACUUCUUCUCUAUAACGUUCGCCUCCUUCUGGGCAGGAAGCGGAUUCGUCACCUUCAUCUCCGGCCUAUUCUCCCAGGUCAUGCUGGGCUACAUCGUGGUGGUCGCCCUGCUCGCCUAUUUCCUCCUCUUCAGCGGAUUCUUCAUCAACAGGGGCAGGAUGCCUUCCUACUGGCUUUGGUUCCAUUACCUCUCGCUAGUGAAGUAUCCCUACGAGGGAGUGCUGCAGAAUGAAUUUGAUUACACGAUGAGAUGCUUCUCUACGGGUGCGCAGGUGUUCGACAACACACCGCUGAAGGGGCUGAGCACCGCCACGAAGGCGGAGCUGCUCAAGGCACUCAGUGUGUCGCUGGGGAUGAACGUCACCAUGACCACAUGCGUGACGUCGGGCAUGGACAUACUCAAGGACCAAAGCAUUACGCAGCUGAACAAGUGGAAUUGCUUCUGGGUGACGCUGGCGUGGGGAUUCUUCUUUAGAUUUCUUUUUUACGUUGCCUUGUUGACUGGUAGCAAGAACAAGAGAAGGUGAAGAAAAAUCGAUUGCAGAUCAGCUAAUUGGCCGUCUCUGCCACCGUCGUUCGGUGGUAGCUCCAAUUUUUUUUCGAAUUUUUCAGUAAUGAAUGGUUUUCUUUAGUGAAAUUUAAGCUGCUGUCAAUGGGCAGGUGCAGAAAAUGGGGAGGAUAUGAUAUAUAAGCAGGCGUUCUGGAUUGUUGUGACUGUGAUAUAAUA
Messenger RNA from Nymphaea colorata (pocket water lily), 2438 nucleotides. Its product is annotated as ABC transporter G family member 6-like. Gene Ontology annotation, cellular component: membrane. NCBI's taxonomy places the organism in Eukaryota, Viridiplantae, Streptophyta, Magnoliopsida, Nymphaeales, Nymphaeaceae. The coding region runs from base 22 to 2238 and encodes 738 amino acids. The record is from RefSeq and is a predicted model, not a curated record. The transcript has a single exon. Gene Ontology annotation, molecular function: ATP hydrolysis activity; ABC-type transporter activity; ATP binding.